Messenger RNA from Peronospora matthiolae, 519 nucleotides. Lineage: Eukaryota; Oomycota; Peronosporomycetes; Peronosporales; Peronosporaceae. The record is from the annotation of a GenBank genome assembly.
AUGGACUGGAUUGGGCUCGACGUCCAGUUGAUGGCCGGGGGAGGAUGGUGGGAUAAAGAGCUCCUGCUGUUCAUUGGCUUGACAGCCGAUCGGUCGAUCGAUCGGUCGAUCGCUACUCCGUUCAACUCCUUUUUCCAUGCGAAGAAGAAUCGGGUCAACAACCUUGUGAAGAGACGUGGUGUCCUUGAAGAAGCAAGUCGUCAAGUCGGUAGUUGCAAUGUUAGAGCUUCGUGGACAGGGCAGUGUCGCUUGUCCCGAGUGGCGAAGGACGUCAAGCACAGAGACGGUCGAAAGGGCCAUGAAGUUCAGUGUGUGAACGCUCGAGCGGCGUACGACUGUGUCAAGAAAAGAGGCGUGGCAAUGGACGUGCGGCAUGGGUAUCGACAGAGUUACUCCCUCCUUCGUGUACGUCAUGGAGGUCGUUGUUCACCGGGAGAACGAUACGGUCAGGUUCGGCGUAAACGAGCCUGUUUCGGCGUGAACGUCGUGUACCACUGGCCUAAAGAACGCACGCGUUGA